This is a messenger RNA of Triticum aestivum (bread wheat), 1217 nucleotides long. RefSeq names its product GDSL esterase/lipase At2g04570. Lineage: Eukaryota; Viridiplantae; Streptophyta; Magnoliopsida; Poales; Poaceae. Gene Ontology annotation, molecular function: hydrolase activity, acting on ester bonds. The record is from RefSeq and is a predicted model, not a curated record.
UGCUGCUGCUGUCGUCGCCGGCGGUGACGGUGGUGCGGGCGCGGGUGACGGCGCUGAUCGUGUUCGGCGACUCGACGGUGGACGCGGGGAACAACAACGCCGUGCCCACGGCGGUGCGGAGCAACUUCCCGCCCUACGGCCGGGACUUCCCGGGCGGCCGCGCCACGGGCCGGUUCUGCAACGGCCGCGUCGCCACCGACUUCUACUCCGAGGCGUUCGGGCUCCGGCCCUUCGUUCCGGCCUACCUCGACCCGGACUACGGCAUCCAGGACUUCGCCGUCGGCGUCUGCUUCGCGUCCGCCGGCUCCGGCCUCGACGUCGCCACCGCCGGCGUCUUCUCAGUGAUACCAUUGUCGAAGCAAGUGGACUAUUUCAGAGACUACAAAGCCCGGCUUGCGGAGCACCUCGGCGCGGCGGAGGCUAGGGCGGUGGUCGCCGACGCCGUCUACGCCAUCAGCAUCGGCACCAACGACUUCAUCGAGAACUACUUCGCCCUCACGACGGCCCGCUUCCUGGAGUUCACCGUCGGCGACUACACCGACUUCCUCAUCGGCCUCGCCCGGAGCUUCCUGGUGGAGCUCUACGGCCUCGGCGCGCGCAAGAUCGGCUUCACAGGGCUCGGGGCCAUGGGCUGCCUCCCCAUCGAGCGGGGACGCCGGGUCAUGCUCUGCAUCGAGGAGUACAAUGUCGUUGCGAGGUCGUUCAAUGCCAAGCUCCGAGCCAUGGUCGACGAGCUCACCGGCAGCCUUCCCGGCGCGCAGUUCCGGGUCGCCGAGGUGUACGAUUUCUUCACCGGCAUCCUGCAGAACCCGUCGAGCUACGGAUUCGUGAAGGCGGCCAGGGGUUGUUGUGGCACGGGGUUGUAUGAGAUGGGGUACACAUGCAGCGAGUGGGACGCGCUCACGUGCGCCGACGCAAACCGAUACGUCUUCUGGGACGCCGUGCACCCGACGGAGCGGGCCAACAAGAUCAUCGCCGAGUACCUCAUGAACACAACCUUCAGCCAUUUCUUGUGAUCAUUUCUUCUUCUUAUAUACUCUAAGAUAAGGAAAAGUAGGAAAUGAACGUCCCUGCUUGAUUCGCAUGCUACUUUAUAUUGAUUUGUGUGGUUAAUUGUAUGCAUCUUGGUAUGCGGAGACCAGAAGCAAUUAAAGCUUCCAUUUAAAAGAAAUCCAGGCUUGAAACUGAGCAAGUCACACAAGCUUUCCGCAUAGAAA